UUUCUAAAAUCUGGAUCCCACUCACUCCAACAAAUCUUGAAUUUUAGUUGGUUAUCUUACCGUUCUAUCUGCUUAGCUCCUUCCAAGGUCUCUGCACUGCAGCAGUAGAAUCGAAGUGGUUGUAGGAUCUGGUUACUAGGAGCCAUGGGUGGUGGUUUUAGACUCUUGCAUCUCGUUCGGCCGUUCCUGAACAUAUUGCCGGAGGUCCAGACUGCUGAUCGGAAAGUGCCGUUCAGAGAGAAGUUCCUUUACACAGCCGUGUCGCUGUUUAUCUUCCUGGUUUGCAGUCAGCUUCCCCUCUAUGGCAUCCACACAGCCACAGGAUCAGAUCCGUUCUACUGGAUGCGUGUUAUUCUGGCGUCCAACCGGGGAACUGUCAUGGAGCUGGGUAUCACCCCCAUUGUCACGUCCAGCAUGGUGAUUCAGCUUCUUGUAGGGUCGAAGCUGAUCGAGGUGGAUAACAACAUUAAGGAAGAUAGAGAAUUGAUCAAUGGAGCUCAGAAGCUCCUGGGAGUUCUCAUCACUGUCGGCGAAGCCGUCGCAUACGUCGUCUCCGGCAUGUACGGCGACGUGCGAGAUCUGGGUGCGACGAACGCCAUUCUGAUCAUCGUGCAGCUCUUCUUCGCCGGCAUCAUCAUCAUCUGCCUCGACGAGCUCCUGCAGAAGGGAUACGGCCUCGGAUCUGGCAUCUCGCUCUUCAUCGCCACCAACAUCUGUGAAAGCAUCAUCUGGAAGGCAUUCAGCCCGACCACCAUUAACGCUGGCCGUGGCGCGGAGUUCGAGGGAGCCGUGAUCGCUCUCUUCCACCUGCUCAUCACUCGGACCGACAAAGUCCGCGCGCUCAAGGAGGCUUUCUACCGACAGAACCUGCCGAAUGUCACCAACCUCCUAGCGACCGUGCUCGUCUUCCUCAUCGUGAUCUACUUCCAGGGCUUCCGCGUUGUGCUCCCAGUUCGCUCCAAGAGCGCCAGGGGUCAGCAGGGCUCGUACCCGAUCAAGCUGUUUUACACCUCGAACAUGCCUAUCAUUCUGCAAUCGGCUCUUGUCUCCAACCUGUAUUUCAUCUCGCAGCUUCUUUAUCGGAGGUACGGUGGUUUCAUUCUGGUCCGCCUUCUUGGUGUGUGGGCUGAAUCCGAAUACUCAAGCUCUGGCCAGCUGAUUCCUGUCGGCGGACUUGUCUACUACAUGACCCCUCCGGCGAGCCUGGCGGACAUCGCGGUGCACCCCUUCCAUGCGCUCUUCUACGUCACCUUCAUGCUCUCCGCGUGCGCGCUUUUCUCCAAGACGUGGAUUGAGGUCUCGGGAUCGUCUGCUCGCGACGUUGCCAAGCAGCUCAAGGAGCAACAAAUGGUGAUGCCUGGCCAUCGCGAGUCCAACCUGCAGAAGGAGCUCAACCGUUACAUUCCCACGGCUGCUGCGUUCGGCGGGAUGUGCAUUGGUGCAUUGACUGUUGUUGCUGACUUCAUGGGUGCCAUUGGCUCCGGCACGGGAAUUCUCCUCGCCGUGACCAUCAUCUAUCAGUACUUCGAGAUGUUUGACAAGGAGAGGGCCACUGAGCUUGGCCUGUUCGGUUUCUAGGAGUCAUGGUUCAGUGGUUUGGUAGGUGCUCAUUCGUGGCGAAUUUUAGGAUGAGCAGUAUCUUGAUUUAUGACAUGGUUCUUUUUGGAUCUGCAGUGCGAGCCAGCCAGCGAGUGUUGCACUUGUUCUUAGGCUAACGUUUUGUCUGGACUAGAAAUCGAGUGUUGGAUCCCUCAGCUCACUAGUUAUACUUU
Molecule: messenger RNA, 1772 nt
Organism: Closterium sp. NIES-67
Lineage: Eukaryota; Viridiplantae; Streptophyta; Zygnematophyceae; Desmidiales; Closteriaceae
Source: the annotation of a GenBank genome assembly